AGUUUUUCCGAAAAUACCAAAUGGAAUAAAAUUUAUUUAGUUGUUGUUUAUUUACAUAAACUGCUGCAGCGGAAGGGAAAAGAGGGAGACAAUCAAUUAUGCUCCGACUACCAGCCUUUAUAGCGGCCCACGGAGCAGCCGGCAGACGUAAUUUCGCCUACAAGACAAAAACGCCGGAAACCCACUACGAAGUACUGAAUGUUAAAAGCGAUUGCAGCAAACAGGAUAUACGCAACGCCUAUCUGAAACUCUCCAAACAGUACCAUCCAGAUGUUAAGAGCAAUGCCGCAAGUGUGGAGAAAACAGCGCGAUUUGUCAAAAUAACGGAGGCGUAUCAGACCCUGGUGAAGACAUCGACGCGCAAGGAUUACGACGACAGCUUGAUCUGGUAUCCGGGCGGCGCACGUGAAACGAUUCAGCCCUGGGAUGUGAGACCCAAUUACAAUCCAAAUCCUGGCCCGUACUAUGGCAUCAAGGGCAUGAAUCGUGUCUCCAACUGGCAGGUGGCCUUGUUUCUAAUGUCUUUAGGCAUUCUUGGCGCAAUCUUCGGCUUUAGCUCGGUCAAACAUUCGUUUGCGCUGAGCCGUCAAGUACAAGAUGAAAUCUCAGCGGAGGCAAACUCUCACCAUGCGGCUGUUGUUGCCGAUGCGCAAAAAUAUGGCAAUCAGGAGCAAAUGCGGCGCAUGGUCGAGCGCCUGGCUAGGGAUCCAUUGGGCAGGGCAGCAGCCAAGUAACCAUUUCAACGUUUUAAUCAUGUUUAGACUAAAUUUUUUGUAUAUAGUAUUCAAAUAGAUAUGUUUUAUGUAUGGGCUUAA
Molecule: messenger RNA, 815 nt
Organism: Drosophila virilis
Lineage: Eukaryota; Metazoa; Arthropoda; Insecta; Diptera; Drosophilidae
Gene: DnaJ-60
Product: DnaJ-like-60
Source: RefSeq, a predicted model, not a curated record